Molecule: messenger RNA, 1129 nt
Organism: Pseudopodoces humilis (Tibetan ground-tit)
Lineage: Eukaryota; Metazoa; Chordata; Aves; Passeriformes; Paridae
Product: growth-regulated alpha protein-like
Biological process (GO): defense response; immune response; chemotaxis
Cellular component (GO): extracellular region
Molecular function (GO): chemokine activity
Source: RefSeq, a predicted model, not a curated record
GCCGCCAGCACCAGCCAUGAACCCGCACCUCCGCAUCCUCCUCCUCCUGGCCGCCGCCGCUCUAUGCCAGGGUGCUCCGCUGGCCGGGGAGCUGCGCUGCCGCUGCCUGCGGACCGUGUCGGAGGUGAUCCCGCCGCGGCGCAUGGCCCGCCUGGAGUUCCUCGCCGAGGGGCCACACUGUGCCGUACCCGAGGUCAUUGCCACGAUGAAGCAGGGACAAAUGGUCUGCCUGAACCCCUCCGCAGCCUGGGUCAAGCUCCUGGUCACCAGGAUCCUCCGCAGCUCACCCAACAAGCUCUGAGGGAAGGAGUAUUUCGGAAUGAAGCUACCUGUUUGCCACCAGAUAACAGGAAACAGAUGCUAUGAGAACACAAUAGCUCAGCUCUCUGGUUUUGAUGAGUUUGUAGAUCAGAUGUUCUGUGUUUCGUUCCCUCUCCUCGUGUUUGUUAUUUCCUAAUCCUAUGUACGGUUUUAUUGACUGAGAUUAAGUGAUUGAACCCAUUUGAUAAGGCAGUGGGAGCUUUGCUGGACACCUCUCAGCAACAUCUCACAACUUGCUCCGCCUUUGUGCAAGCUCCUUCUUGACAAAUCCUAUUUGCCAAUAAGUUAUUUUAAAACUUAAGCAUUAAUAUCUGAGAAGAGGAUAGGCCCAUCGUGAAGAUGAAUUUGCAAAUGUCUGCAGAGAGUGUGACAGGAGAGGUUUGAAUGGAUUGUGCCGGUGCUUGGGGGUAAUCCUUCUGUCAGGAAUAACAAGGGUGCUGUCUGGCACUUAACAUUUCAGUGCCUGUUCAGGAUCACAUGGGAAUAAAACCUGGUUCAAGAAAGAAUGUUUCGCCAAAUCUCUUUUUCCUACUCGGACGCACCAGCCUUUAGUGCAGAAUGCCUUGGACCUUUUUUCACAAGACACCAUCUAAUGAAAUCACAAAUUUUGCCUCUGAAGUCUUUUGCCCCUAUUCAAUACUUAGAAGAGUUUAAUAAUUUCUAUGAAAUUGUGGGGGGUUGUGCCAUGCCUGGUUUGGUUUUUAACCGGUUCAUGUUGAGGUUGGUUAGCUGGUUUGUUUUUAAAUGAGUUUACAUUAAAGCAUUUGGUAUUUAUGUGCAAGAUCUAAAGGAACAGUAAAUGUUCUGG